Molecule: messenger RNA, 1593 nt
Organism: Besnoitia besnoiti
Lineage: Eukaryota; Apicomplexa; Conoidasida; Eucoccidiorida; Sarcocystidae
Product: putative gamma-glutamyl phosphate reductase
Exons: 2
Coding region: 1-1593 (530 amino acids)
Molecular function (GO): glutamate-5-semialdehyde dehydrogenase (NADP+) activity
Source: RefSeq, a predicted model, not a curated record
AUGGCUUUCCCGGUGACCGCCGAGCGCGGGGGGCAUGCCGAGGCGCUGUCUAGUGGCGCAGCAAACAGUACAACGAAAACCAACGACGGAAGUCACGAUAACCGGGAUGCCUGCACUUUCAAUGGAAACAGGGAAGAGACUAGAAUGCAAGAAAAAGGACAAGAGUUAUCGCGAGUCCGUCUGGCAGCGCGGCAUGCUCGACUGGCGUCCCAGAGGCUACAGACCAGCACGCUGGAAGAGCGAAAUGCUGCACUCGUGGCGUACAAAGAAGGCCUCCUACAUUUCCGAGAGGAAAUUGAGGCGGCAAAUGCCAGAGAUAUAGAGGCAGCGACCGCGGCUGUGUCAGCGGGUGAAAUCUCUUCAGCCUUGUUGAAGCGCCUGGACUGCAGAGGCAAGAAAUUCGAGAGUCUGCUUCAUGGCUUAGACACGUUGAUAGCGCAGGGUGACCCAUUGGGAACCUGCGACUUGGCGACGGAGCUCGCCGCAGAUUUGGAAUUGUUUCGCGUCUCGUGCCCUAUCGGCGUUCUCGCUGUCAUAUACGAGGCUCGUCCUGAAGCCGCUGUUCAAGUGGCUAGCCUCGCAUUGAAGACAGGAAAUGCUUUGCUCUUAAAGGGCGGCAAAGAGGCGAAAGAGAGCAAUCGCGCGGUUUACAAGGCGCUAACAUGGGGCCUGGAGAAAGCAACUACGAGUUCGAUCUCUAAGGAUGCUCUCCAGCUGCUUGAAGAGCGGGACGAGGUGAAGGAAAUGCUCCGGCUGGACGAGGACGUUGACUUAGUUAUUCCUAGAGGUUCCAACAGUCUAGUCAAGUACAUUAAGGAAAACACGCGGAUUCCUGUUCUGGGGCACGCAGACGGACUUUGUCAUAUCUAUGUCGAUGCAGACGCAGACCUCGGCAAAGCACUCAAAAUUAUAGAGGAUGCAAAACUGCAGUACGUGGCAGCCUGCAACACGGUCGAGUCGUUACUUGUCCACAGUGCGGUCCCCAGCAAGUUCCUGCCUUCUCUCGUCUCCUCUUUAGCCCCGCUUGGAGUGUCAUUCAAGUUGGAUUCUUUGGCGUUUUCAUUCGUGGAGGCGCAUGGAGACGAGGUGCUUGAAAAGCAUGGGGGGGCUCUUGCUAGGGCGAAUGAGCAAGAUUUCCACACUGAGUGGCUGGCUCCUGUUUUAUCUGUAAAGGUGGUAGGCUCCCUCGAAGACGCAAUCGCUCACAUCAAUAGUCACGGCUCACACCAUACCGACUGCAUCAUCACAGAAAAUAGAGAGCACGUGCAACGCUUCAUGCGAGGAGUCGAUUCCGCGGGUGUCUACUGCAACUGCUCAACUCGCUUUGCCGAUGGGUAUCGCUAUGGCUUUGGCGCCGAAGUGGGUGUUUCCACAAAUAAACUCCACGCCCGAGGUCCUGUGGGAGUUCAUGGACUCGUGACUUACAAAUACUGCCUCUUCGGUGACGGGCACACCGUCGCAGACUUUGAGGCAGGCAGGACGAGCUAUACGCACCGCCCACUCGAUAGGGAAGAAGUCGCAGAGUCGAAGCGGAAGCUGAGCACCCUGGAAGAGAUUGAAGAGAGGGAACUGCAAAGAAAACACCAAAACUGA